Argiope bruennichi is the source of this 2411-nucleotide messenger RNA. RefSeq names its product protein FAM8A1-like. Bases 110 to 1039 code for a protein of 309 amino acids. NCBI's taxonomy places the organism in Eukaryota, Metazoa, Arthropoda, Arachnida, Araneae, Araneidae. The record is from RefSeq and is a predicted model, not a curated record. The transcript is spliced from 5 exons.
CUCUGACGCUGUACGUAGAAGUAAAUAUUUACACAUAUUGAAAGCAGAUUGAUAAUUUCUCCUAAUUUUGUAUUGAAGACAAAUUAAAUAUUUGAGAAAAUUUUGGAUUAUGGCUAAUUCGGAUGCUUCUCAGCUUCGAAGAAGAAAUCGUGGAGCAAAUCAAGAGGCAGUUUCUGUUAAUCCCAAUGACUGGAAUGCUAAUAUACCAACCUAUCCUUAUAGGUCUGGCGCAGAAUAUGCUGCCGCUGUAAAUCAGUGGCUUUGGCAGUGCUAUAAUUUGCAGUAUCUAACAGCUUCUAUUCCAUAUUUAAUGUCACAGUCAGCAUGCCGUAUUAAUAAUCCAGAUGGGACCACUGAUUUCAAUAGAAACUUUCCAAAUGCAUUCUUCCCCAAUCAGAAUAUCUCUGCUCCAGAGCCGGCACGACCCCGUGUUACUUUUCAAAAUGUCCCAGAAUCUGAAUCUCAGCAGUCAGCAGGUGUAGUUUACAUCUUACCAUCUGUUUUUAAAAGAUUUGUGGCUGAAGUCAUUGACUUCAUUCUUCUUUUGAUUAUAAAAGUAAUGUUAACUUACAUUGCAGUGGACUUUUUUGAUCUUGUAUUUUUCUCCUUUUCUAGCAACUUGGAUAAAUAUGAUUUCGACUUGAUACGGAAUGAUCAGUUGGAUUAUCAAAUUGCAAUGGAGGUGACAUCAGAAAUUGUAACUCUGGAAAUCGUUCACAGAUCUAUAGUUUGCGUUUUUGAAGCUUUAUUCACUCAAAGAAAGAAUGCUGCAACUCCUGGCAAAACAAUUAUGAGAUUGCGUGUAGUUACGUGUGAAGCAGUUGAUGAGCUGGAUCCCAAAACUGUUAGAGUUUAUCCUGCUGGUGAUCUUGGAUUCGGAUGGGCACUUGUGCGUUCAUUCAUCAAAAAUUUCUCAUAUGCAUUCAUUUUCCCUACUUGCUGUACCAUGUAUUUUUUCCAACACAACAGAACAGCAUAUGAUCACAUCUGUGGUAGCAUAGUUGUUGAAGUGCCAAGACCAAGACGACUCAGACGUUAAGAGCUCUGUUUGUUUUUAAAAUAUGAUUUUAUACUUUUUUUUGAUUAAUUUAAUUUGUACAUUUGUUACUGCUUAGCACAAAAUUGUGACUAGGAAGUCUUCAUAAAUUUAGUUUUAUUAUUUUUUUACUGUUAACAUCCUUUUGAAGAAUUAGAUCUUUGUUAAAAGUGAGAAAUCGGAUUUCAAUUUCAGCAUACAGUUUUUCCAGUUUAUUAUGUACUUAUGAAUGAAAGCAAUGGAAAUAUUUUGCUAAAUAUUAGAUAACAUUUUAUUUAUUAAAAAAUUGGAUGGAGACUGCAUACAUCUCCUUUUCUCUUGUAAAUAAUUUUUCUCACUGAAUAUUUUUGUUUUAAAAUGGUGUUAACAUUUUCUCCUAAUUUUAUAUUAUAAUAUUCUUCAUAAUCUUGUUGUUGUGAAUUGUGUCAAUAUGAAACUACUGUCACAUAGAUAGAAUAUAAAUUUCAAAGAGAAAUGUUUGUUUAAUGUUUGCCUCCUAAUGUCAUAAGUUUUCAAUGAUAUUAUAUAAUGUGUUGAUAUUCUUAAAUAUUACUUCACACAUUUUGUAUAUUGAAGAGCUGUGAUUGCUAAUUGAUUUGAUAUCAUUGUAAAUAAAAUAAAAUUAGCCAUCAUUUUUUUUUAAGAAUGCUGAAUUUUAGAGAUCUGUAUAAGUUUUCAGAAAUCAGUAGAAAAUCAUAUUCAAUAAAUUAUUAUUAUCUCUUAAUUAAAUAUUUUUAUGCAUACUAAUAAAAUUGUUUCAUCUUGGUUGUAUAUUGAAAUAUUUACAUUUUAGUGCAAUAAUUAUUUAUGUUUUUUAAUGUUAUAUUAAUUUUUUUAAAAAAUACUGUAGCAACAACAAUUGAGUUUCGAACAAUUUCAAUUUAGUGUAUAUUGCCAUAAAAAAAUUGCACAAGAGAGCUGAUCUGUUGUAAUUUAGUGGUCCAAGUGUUGUUUGAUGUUUGAACAAUAUCAGUGUGUCAAUUUUGUAUAUGUAUAUAUAUGUAAAUAACCAAUUGGAUUUUUAUUCUAUUUUUACUGUAUUAUUUUGCUGUUAAUAUUUGUUUCAUAUAAAUUCCUGGUGUGUAAACUAUCGUUAAAUUUUUUCUUGCAUAAUGUAUGAGAAAAUUUUUCAUGCUGUAUUAAGUAGUUCCAGAUCUGUGUUGUUUUGUAUUAUAUGUUUUAAUGAAUCAUGCAUAUGUGUCAUUCUAUAGAUUUUAAUUGCUAUCUUGCCAAAAAUUGGAAUUUCAAUGGUUUAGUGUUCAAUUGGCAUUUAUUGAUUAAAUACAUUGUGGAAAAUGCUAUGUGAGCCAUUUAUUUGUUCCAGCAUUUCUUUCUUUCUUUAACCCUAGGAGAACCUUAUUUCUCAACGCAUUGA